This is a messenger RNA of Symbiodinium pilosum, 324 nucleotides long. Lineage: Eukaryota; Dinophyceae; Suessiales; Symbiodiniaceae. The record is from the annotation of a GenBank genome assembly.
GUGGCCAACGAAGAAGGCAUAGUGCCAGAUUUGCAGCUCUACAAGAAAGCGGCCAACGCUUGCCGCGAAGCUGCCCAGUGGAAAGCCUGCACACACAUUCUCCGCCAGCUGGGCCAAGCGGGACGUGAAGGCCUGGAACCUGAUGUGGUUAUCUAUGGCACCGUCAUGUGCAGCGCUGCCAACCUUGUCACGUCUACCAGUCCAUGGGACGCUGCCGAAGUAGUCAAGUGGCAACAUGGCUUACUUGCACUGCAAGGUGCCGCGCAGGAUGGUCUACAGCUUGAUCCUUCACUGGCUCACAUUUGCAUCUCUGCUUGUGGCCAG